AUGGACUACGUCCCUCCGAGUGCCCAGGGCAUGUUUGUCGAGUCUCUUGCAGUUGUCGGAGUGAUCGGUGGACUGCCAGUGCUUGCCUUGCAAGUGACGAGAUGCCUCUGCUGGCUCAAGGGAGUGAUCACUGCGGGGAGCCGGCUGGAAGCCGGCCUAAAGCUGGCUGGCACAGAGGGCACUGAGCUCAUGGCUGCCAGGCGAGCGGAGGAGCUGUCCUCGGAUGACAUCUCGGAGGGCUCGGAGUUCACCAGUGGGCCACCGAUGCCGAGACCGGGCGGCCCUCGUGGACCGCCGCCACCAAGGCCAGUUCAGGAUGUGCAGCCGAUGUCGCACCACCUGUCGAACUCGGUCUUCACGGCACUCCAGCAGCAGGGUAUCACCCUGCGUAGCGCCUUGACGGUGCUGCCAUGGGGCUUGGAAGGCUACACCGAUGUGACCAUCGAGGAUGAUGAUGAUGGUGACAACGAGGAGACCUUCCUGCGCGGGCUCAUCCCCAGUGCUCCGGCGACCGAGAGCGGAGGCCCGACAACACCGAUGACAACCAGCAUGGCUUCCGGGAGCGCAGCAGCACCCUUGAUGACCACGACGCUGGCCACCACGACCACGGCAAGUGCCAAACCUAAGCCGAUGACGAAGGCCAAGCCGCGAUCCAACCGCAAGCUGGAGCCUCUUUUGACCUUGCUGCCCUCACUCUGUGUGCCAUACCACAUGCAAAACCUUGGCCACACGUGGUGCACCUAUGCUGGCAAAGUGCUCAUGUGUGCCACAGCUAUGCCGGUGCGACCACUGACUCCAAUUUGGGCGACACGCAGUGGGGAAAAAGACCACGCUACAAUUGUGGGCUGGCUGGGCACUGUACCUUAUGACGACCUUCUUGUGUACCUGGCAGGGAGCCUCAACGGGGUUAAGACUGCCGAGGAGCAGGUGAUGCAGGCUGGAGUGCACUUCGGUCUAUCUGGACCACGCUACCACGAGGUGAUCACGUGGCUACGAGAUGAACAUCAGGCUGGCCGCACAGUGGACAUCUGCUGCCUCCAAGAGACUCAUUGGAAGGAGGAGAUGGAGUUCACCACUGCUGCUGACGAGGAAGGAUCUUGCAUCUACGUCUUUGCCUACAGGCCCUCCUCAAGCAGCGACGACAAAUCUGGAGGACGAUGGAUAAGUGGCUCCAGGGAGUACCACAGCGAAAUGGACAAGGCGUUGCCUCCGAUCGUGCUGGCCACCAACAGGAGGUGGUUGCUGAGUGACAACAUACACCAAGCAGCCAAACGGUUUGCACCGAAGGCCCCCCGGAAACGAUUACAGCUACGGGAUGCGACUGGUGGCAUCCAGACCCACGAGGCGGAGUUCGAACAGAUCAAGGCCUACUUUGUUAAGUUGUACGCGGGUCCUGUGCCUGACCAGGUUGUCCUCUCCAAGGGGCCCCUCAUCACGGUCGAGGAGGUCCUGGCUGCGCUGCAACGGUUGCAGGCUGGCAAGGCCAUGCCGGACAAAAGUGCACCGGCCGCUUUGUGGAAGCACUUCUCCCAGGAGGUGGCACCCAUCCUGUCUGCCCAGUUUAACCUCUACCUGGCCCCUGGGGCCACGGGUUUGCCGCAAUCUUGGUGCAUUUCCGACCUUGUCCUCAUCCCCAAACCGGGGAAGACGAUGAAAACACCUGGCGACCUCAGCCCCCUCUCGCUUCUUUCUUUACCAGCGAAGGCAUUGGCCUCGGUUGUGGCGAGUCGAUUACAAGAAUAUGCGGUUCGAUACCUACGGGAGGUGCCACAGUUCGCCUAUGUCCCAGGCAGGACCUUGGCACAAGCUCUUGAACGAGUUUUCGCUGACUGUGCAGCUGUAAGGGUGGCCCUUCAACAAGGACACAACAACGUCCAUGCCAAACGCCAGGGACACAAAGUGGCAUCGAUAUGUGGUGGUUGUAUGCUGUCCCUUGAAGUCUCAAAGGCGUAUGAUUGUGUAUCACGACAACAUUUGGAGGCUGCCUUACGGGAUGCUGAAGUGCCAGGGUACCUCAUUGAACUCACCCUCCUCAUUCACCACACUGCUUGCAUCCGCAUCAGUCAUUGCACCCAGGAGACGGUCAUCCCAACCUUCCGGGGGUUGAGACAGGGAUGUUCCCUGUCCCCCAUCCUCUGGGCAAUCCUGACAGGCUGGAUGUUGAGACAGAUGGAGGACCCGGGGGUUGCGAGUAUCAUGCAGGCUAAUACGACGUACGCUGAUGACCAGCACUAUGCCUGGCAGGUUGGCUCCGGUACCGAUCUCGAGGUUGCCUAUGCAGCGAUGAAACACAUCCUUCACCUUCUCCGGAGGUUCGGACUGCAGAUCAGUGCUGAUAAGACUGUGAUUCUGAUGGACAUCAGAGGGCUACAUGCUCAAAAGGCUCUGCUGCGCUACGUGGUAGACAUGCCGCAGGGGAAGUGUGUGAAGUUUAUCAUCGAUGGAGAGGCCACCUAUAUCAAGAUGGUUGCGGGUCAUGUCUACCUUGGGGCCGUGAUAGGAUACCAAAGGUUUGAAGCGGAUACCCUGCAACACAGGAUGAAGUUGGCGAAAGGGGUGUACUCCAGACUGGGCAGCAUCCUCAGACAUAGGUCGAUCCCUCUCCGAUUGCGGUUACUACUGUGGCAAGGCUGCCCAUCACAGCUACAGUGGCGGACGACGGUGAGGUGCCACCUUUUUGACUCAGCAUGUGUGUGGCAUGCCCGACUAGAUGAUGGUGGCCAUACUGCUAGACUCAGCCCAGUGACCAUGGUUGCACACGAGCAAUUCGAGUGUGAAGUUUGCGGGCAAUGCUUCAGCACACAGACUGCACAGAGACGACAUGUUUAUCUCACACACCUUGAUCAACAGCAACAACAGCAACGAGAUGAAGAGGUCAAGGGCUCCCUGACAAAAUCCGCAAUGGAUCACUCGGUGGACGGGAUGCCAACUUGCAAACAUUGUAAGCACAACUUCUGUACUUGGCACGCCUUCAAUUACCACAUUAGCUCUCAGAGCUGCGAAGGCCUACGAAAUCUACACAAUCAGCAGAAUGCAGCAGGCAAUGUUCCUCAGAGUGAUGCCCGCGUUGCCUCUGACACGAUACUUCAGCUUGCUGGGGACUGUACUUGGCAACAGCUUGCACUCCACCCGAGUGUUCAGGCUAAACAUCAUCACUGCCCUGAGUGCAAUCACUGGUCUAGCACACCCCAGUAUGUGAAGCGCCAUAUGCUGAGCCAACAUACGGAGUGCAGGCAAGUGAUAGAAUCCUGUAUGGAUGCGAUCAAGGCGAGUAAACUGAGCCUGACCAACCCCUGCCAGUAUUGCAGAUUGGAGUUCAAGCGCAAGGAUGCACACUUGAGGUCGUGCAUUGGCAUUUUUCAUGGUGUGUACUUGCAUCGCAGGCUUGCCAGGGGUCAGAAGCUAGUGCUCGAAGGGACGGGCAACGUUGGCCUCUCAGCUCUUGUGGCGAAUGGAGGACAUCGCGAUGAAGAACCCGGACGAGCUCACCACGGCGACGGCCGAGCUGGACCUCCUACGGACCCUGGCCCCACAGGUGCUGAACGGCAGCCCAUCCACGACGGCGUCCCCGGGAUCCACCUCCAGCAACGACCAGUUGGAGGAGAGGCCGCCAAAGUGGCAAAAGCCCGGACAAAAAGGCCAACAGGGAGGACAGCCAAAGGGCAAGGGCAAAGGGCCGAAGUCAGGACAAUCAGCCAGCUAUUACAACACUUGUCAUCCGACACGAAAUUCAGCAGAACAUAUGCCGGCUCAACUCGGGAUUCAUGGUGUUCAUCCAGACCACCACGCCGGACAGCCUGGCUCACUCCACUUAUCAAGUGGGGAUGGCGUGGCAUCAGAUGA
Messenger RNA from Symbiodinium sp. CCMP2592, 3843 nucleotides. The record is from the annotation of a GenBank genome assembly. NCBI's taxonomy places the organism in Eukaryota, Dinophyceae, Suessiales, Symbiodiniaceae.